GAGAGAAUCUAAUUGAUUGAAGAAAGAGACUGAUGAAGGCUUGGGAGACAUUGAAAACACAGACUACUUAUCAUUAUUUAUAUUUAUAUCCAUUUGUAGACAAAUCUAACAUCAAUGAAGACAGCGCUCAAACACCACCGUCGAAGUGGUGUCCCUUUUCUGGCACCAAAUAUCCAUUGGGCGAGAGUUGGUUCAGAAGACUAGACACACAUCAUAUGUCUUAUUGUGUGGCCUGUGUUUGCGCUCAAGAAGGGAAGUCCAACUGCACGAGUAAACCAUGUGAUGGACUCAUAAAAGUAUGCGAAUCGGCGGAUCAAUUGUCUGAUCUCGAUAAAGGAUGCUGUCAACAGUGCAUAGAAACUGAUGAAACAAAAAGAGUUGAGAUUCACAGUCAUGUUAAAAGUCAAGUGAAUAUAAUUAAUAUGAAGACCACAACUCAGAGACCAUUAAUAACAACCAAUACAUGUCAACACAACGGCAGGACAUACGAAGACAAUCAGAUUUUCGCUUCAAACACAUCAGCCAUUCAUAGGAUUUCUGACAAUCAAUGCGUUCAAUGCAUUUGUCAGGCCGGACUCGUCCUCUGCAGACUCAAGACUUGUUAUGCCGACAGCUGUUCCAGUGUUGGCGACGAUAGCAAUGGCUUUAAUGAAGAUUGUUGUCCAUUAAGGGCUAACUGUCGAGACAAACCAAUCAGUGAUUCAGACAAUUACAUCAAAAAAGAGGGUCAUUUAGUCACCAUUUAUAGUCCUAAUGACGACUCUUCGGGCACUUAUCAGGCAUUUAAUGCUAAUGAUUGUAAGUCAGGCGAAAAGAUGCAUCAGAACGGAGCCAAAUGGCACCCCAUUAUUGGCCCAUUCGGGCAAAUGGAUUGCGUUAUCUGUGUCUGCAAUUCUGGAACCGUUGAGUGUUCGCGAAUCACAUGUCACUCCCAUCUCAAGACAUCGUGUCUCAAAACCAAACCAAUUCAAGGCCAGUGCUGUCCUAUUUGUGUCGACCAAACAAAUGACAACCAAAAGCUUACAGACAAUCAAAACGAGCGGCAGAUUCAGGAGUCGGCGAUCGGAAGAAGCAAUAAAAGUGCUAACAAUGAGAAUAUUGAGGUCACGAAGAAUGAGACAAUUUGUGUUGCCAUGAAAAUGGACACAAUUGUAUACCGAAGUCACGCCCAAAGCAGUAACAGUGCUUACUAUCAGUACGCCUUCCAGACCAGGGCUACCAAUAGAAGCACUACUUUGUAUUCAUUUACAGUCAAGGAUGGAAAAAUAGCCGACUUUUCUCAACAAUACUUAACUCAAGACGAAUACAACUCUUUGUCGCAAACAUUUAAAUUUAAACUAUUGGGGGCCACAAAAUCAAUGGGCCAAACGUGCGAAAAGGUUUCCUCAAAGAUGUACUCAGAAUUGCAAGACUCGAGUUGA
Messenger RNA from Medioppia subpectinata, 1421 nucleotides. The record is from the annotation of a GenBank genome assembly. NCBI's taxonomy places the organism in Eukaryota, Metazoa, Arthropoda, Arachnida, Sarcoptiformes, Oppiidae.